AUGACUCAUGGUCAAUCAAUUGAAAUUCUUGAAUCCGGACAAAUCUAUUCAUCAUCAAAAUCUAUUGGUACUAUUCUUUAUAUUAAUCUUUUCAAUCAUCUUCCUAUAUCAAUUCGAAUAUCAGGUGUAGUCGAACGUUGUUGUCUAUCUAUUGAUUAUUGUAUACCAGUACGUCUUCUUGGUGGUGAUUUUGGUGAAUGGAAAUCACAUAAAAAUCGAUCAAUGAUCUUUUUUUGGCCUGCUUUGGAAUGGAAAUAUAUAAAUGAUAAUUAUUUUUGUCAAGUAUCUUUAUUAUUUGGAUUUCGAAAUCAUAUGACACAUUUUAAAUUAAUAAAUAUUAAUAUAAAUUAUCUACCAAUAAAAAGACAACUCAAUGAAGAUGUAUUUCAAAUAAAUAAUUCAUCAUAUAAUAUAUAUCCAAAAUGUAAUCAUUAUCUUAAUAUUCGAACAAAUCAAUGUGAAAAUCUUGAUAAUCUUCAAAAGAAGUUUUCAUUUAAUUUUUCAUCAUCUUUUAUUCCAUUUAAUCAUCGAGAUUUAUCAACGAAAUGUAUACAUGGUAUUCAAUCACAUGAAUGUUAUUGUCAUAAAAAUUAUAUUUCUGUACCUAUUAAUCAAAAAUUGUAUCAUCCAAAAACUUAUAUUCAUCAACUUUGUACACAUCUAUCAAAUUAUAAAAAUUUAAAUUUAAAUUUAUUAAUAAUAAUUAAUUUCAGUCUAUUUAUUUUAUAUAUUAUUAUUUUAAUUAUUUCAUCUAUUUUUAUUUGUACAUAUUAUAGACAAAUAGAACAUGAAUAUAAACAAAAUUCAAUUGUAGAAUCAAAACUAAUGACAAAUCAACGAUUUUCUCUUAUUGAAAUUGCUUCUGAAUUACAGAUUAAUAAUAGUAAUAGUUGUACAUCGAUGUUAAUUCCAGAUUGA
Messenger RNA from Rotaria sp. Silwood2, 918 nucleotides. The record is from the annotation of a GenBank genome assembly. Lineage: Eukaryota; Metazoa; Rotifera; Eurotatoria; Philodinida; Philodinidae.